AUGACGAAGUAUGCGACGGACCUCCAAGAUGGCACAGACGGCCAAUGCAGAUCGGUCACUACUGCGACAGAAGGAUUGAAUCAGGACACUGACCAAACAUGGCCGGCUUAUGCGUUGAACAGUCUCAGCCACUCCGCAAAGCGGCCUAGGCGACAAUGCCUGCAUGGGAAUUUUCCUGCAUACUAUGUAGGCCGGCGCGCCUUCUGCCGGUCGCAUAACUGUAGCAGCAGGGGACUCAUCCGGCCUGCGCAGCGCUCACCGAGUGUGUGUAGCGAAGUCUCUGACGGCUCGCUUUCCGCGUCGGCAGUGUAUCUGCAACGUAGGGUACUGCAGCGGCAUACAAACUCAACAACGGAUACCCGGGGCUUUUCGCUGCAUGCGGUGGAUCCGCGCUUGGAUGCACUUGUGUUGGCGCAUGGUAAAUUCCUUUUUGAAGGAAAAGACGUUCUGGACGUGGGGUGCAACGCUGGAGCGCUCUGUUUUGCUAUUGCCGGGCUCUUGCACGCGAAACGUGUCGUUGGCCUUGAUAUUGAUGACGAGCUUGUUCAGCUUGCGAAUGCCGCUGGUGCGAAACUGCGUGAUUUGGCACUGCGACCACACUCUCUGGAGGCAAAGGCUGCCGCAUCGAGAAGCAUCGACUCCGAAAUACAGGGAAUCCCAGACAUUGGCCACUCGAACCCAGCGCCAUCUGUGAAGGAAGAUGAUGUAGCUACACGAGGGGAAACCUGUUUGAUUUCGGCGAAGAGGCGUAAAAUUUCUGUACCAGUUCCACUCCUAUUUGCCACUGACGACCGUGACAAGAAGUGCAAAGUAGAGGGAAACCCUGCAGGGGUGGUGGACGAUGCGGGGGGCCCCCGGUUCCAGACGCGCAGCACAACACGGAAACCACACCACAAGGGGAAAGAUUGCUUCUCACGGCUGCUGGGACCAGUGCUGUGGAACGCGUUGGUAAAAGAGGCAACUGCACCGAGAGAGAAUGGCAUUGAUCCUCAAAGCCUAGAUAUGCCUCAAGACGUGCAGGUAUCUGAGCAGUGGAGGGAUGUGCUCCAGCCGGCGCGCGAAGACGAAGACUGUGGAGUAGACAACUCUCCCCAGAGAUCUCCUUCCUCUGUACCGGCGACACCUUUUCCUUUCAAUGUGUCUUUUGGUUCGUGUGAUAUCGUAGAGGGGUUGCCGCCGCCUUCCUGCCCCGCAUUGGGCUGUAACGAAUGCUCAUGCCCAGCUUGUUUUACAUCGUCAUGUUGCGAGGCGGUGAGACGGGUCCAACGUGCCGCCAGGAUGCCGCCACUGUCUUUGGCGCCUUCACUUUGUUCUUUUGAUGUUAUUUUGUGUUUGUCGGUCACAAAGUGGAUUCACCUGCAUCAGGGAGAUGGCGGUAUAUUGCUCCUGUUUUCACGGCUUCAUGCUAUGCUGAAGGCCGGCGGGAUUCUUCUUUUGGAGCCACAGGACUGGGCGUCCUAUCGACGUGCUAGACGGCUGUCUUCUGCAUUCAAAGAGCAGCUGCGCCGUAUUCGACUGCCUCCAAAGUUGUUCACUUCGGUCCUCACCAUGAAAACUUGCCCAACAUCUCAUAUCUCGGGCUGUUCGAUGCCGUGCGCCGCGGCGUCGAGCGGGGAAGAAACGACCUGCCGACUACUGCCGGCAGGAACGCCACACCACACGGAGGGGUCAAGGCUGACUUACGAAGAUGCAGACAGUAUUCACUGCUCUUGCUGCUGCAUAUCGAGUCUGUCUCGAUCCUCCUGUGACGGGCUGCCGCCAGAUGACUCGGCUGAAAGGGCCGAGCAGCCGUUUAUGCUCUUGUCUUCACUGGAUCCGUGGAGCAAUGAUGGUCAACAUUUCGGACCUUCCCGAUCUCAUAGAGAGGACGAUCUGGCCGAAGGAGAACGACCAGUUGAACCAGGAGUGCUACUAGAAAACCGCCUGCAGAGCCCGGCAGUCGAUGCUAUCAGUGGAGUGGAUGGCGCGCGUUCACCAGUUGAGCGGAGUAUGGCGACGCGUUUUCGGUUUGCUGCUGCGCUCUCGAGAGGAUGGCUUUCCGUGCUGCAAGGAGCUGUGGACCCGCAUGUCGCAACUUAG
Messenger RNA from Besnoitia besnoiti, 2079 nucleotides. Its product is annotated as bicoid-interacting protein BIN3. Gene Ontology annotation, molecular function: O-methyltransferase activity; RNA methyltransferase activity; snRNA binding. The transcript is spliced from 2 exons. The coding region runs from base 1 to 2079 and encodes 692 amino acids. NCBI's taxonomy places the organism in Eukaryota, Apicomplexa, Conoidasida, Eucoccidiorida, Sarcocystidae. The record is from RefSeq and is a predicted model, not a curated record. Gene Ontology annotation, biological process: snRNA modification.